Molecule: messenger RNA, 2714 nt
Organism: Prosopis cineraria
Lineage: Eukaryota; Viridiplantae; Streptophyta; Magnoliopsida; Fabales; Fabaceae
Product: flocculation protein FLO11
Exons: 5
Coding region: 643-2433 (596 amino acids)
Biological process (GO): cortical microtubule organization
Cellular component (GO): cortical microtubule
Source: RefSeq, a predicted model, not a curated record
GCUUGUAGCGUGAGCUUCAAGUGAGAGAAACAACACCAGCUGUACGGCGUCUCUUCCUCCGUCUUCCCCAUUUCGCACCUCAAGAAUCUCUCAUUUACCUUUCACUGCCACUUUCCCUUCACAGUUAGCCUCUCCGCUUCCGAUCUCUCCCUCUUACACCCUUCUCGGCCACAAGCUUUGAUACGUUCAAUGGGGUUCUUUGUGGAGCCCGAGUCUUUGCGGAGGUUCCGUCUCUUUCUCCUGUAGCUAUUUUUGGCUCAGUGUUGCAAUGCUGUUCUAUUUGAGUUGAGAGCAUUUUUUUCUUCCACAAAGAUUUGAGCUUGGCACAAGAUUCAGGUUUCGUACGGGAUGUUGAUUUGAACUCAAUGCUGAAGAACUGCAGAAUAUUUGUUUGCUAAGGGUAACUUCAAAUUCGCGGCAUAGUAGAAGUCAGAUUCUGAGAUCUAAUUGUGUUCGUUUAGGUUUCGAAGAGUUGAUGGGGGUGAUGAAAGUGCAUAUGAUUUAGAAAACCACACUUGGUGGUGUGAACGAGAAGCGAACUUGGGUUCUCCCCGUUGGGGGCCUUGCGCUUUCCAUAGUUCACCUCAUUCUAUCCUUGAAUAUUAAUCCUACUUGGGUUGGUUGGGUUUGGAUUUUUGGAGGAUGAAUCGUAGUUUCAGGGCGCAGGAGUCGCAAAUGCAAGCGGCCUUAAAACAGAGGCAGCAGCAAAUGGGGGGAUUAAGGUCUUCGAUGAUGAAGGAGAAGGAUGAGGAACUUGCACUAUUCCUGGAGAUGAAAAAGCGCGAGAAGGAACGUAGCGAUCUUCUGCUUCACAGCUCUGAGGAGUUCGAUGCCCCACUAAAUUCAAUAGGCUCAAAUCCGGGUACUUCACCCAUAUUUAAUAUUGCAGCAACUACGCCAGCUCCUCCACGUAAAACUGGUGCUGAUGAUUUUCUCAAUUCAGAAAAUGAUAAAAAUGACUAUGACUGGCUCCUAACUCCUCCUGGGACUCCUCUUUUUCCUUCUCUGGAGAUGGAAUCACGAAAGACUGUCAUGAGUCAGCUUGGACCUCCAACCACACGUCCCACUGCACUGAAAUCAAGAUUGGCAAAUCCAACACCAGAGCCUGCUGGAAGGAGCAACUUAGCAUCUAGACAACCGGCUGCCUCCCCUGGAUUGAGCUCUUCAAGCAGUGGCACACGUAGGCCCUCAUCAUCAGGGGGUCCAGUAUCAAGACCUGCAACUCCUACUGGACGCUCAACAUUGACCUCAGCUUCAAAAUCAUCAAGACCUUCAACACCUACUUCUCGCACCACUGUGCCUUCAAGAAGCACUAUAACUGCUACCAAGCCCACAGUGUCUGCCACGAAGGCUGCAGUUUCUGCUUCCAAGACCAUAGUCCCUGCAGCUAAAUCCACAACUCCAUCAAGAUCGUCUACACCUUUGUCCAGGUCUACAGCUAGGUCGUCAACACCAACUUCCAGGCCUACCUUGCCUCCAUCCAGGCCCACAUCAAGGGCAUCAACUCCAACUCGCAGGCCCUCAACACCAUCAAGUGCACCUGCUGCUCCUUCAGUUAAGACAACUUCUAUUUCCAGGUCUGCUCCCAUGACAUCAAGGCAGCCAACUCCUGUGACAUCGAGGCUGCCAACUCCUGUGAAAUCCAGGCAACCAGUUUCAACGGCAUUAAAGCAAUCAGUACCGUCACAUGGCACUUCACCAACAGCAAGACCAAGACCUUGGAAGCCAUCUGAGAUGCCUGGUUUUUCUCUUGAUGCUCCACCCAAUUUGAGGACAACGUUACCUGAUAGGCCAUUGUCAGCUACUAGGGGCAGGCCUGGAGCACCUGUUUCUCGGUCCUCAUCUGUUGAGCCCGGUCCUAGUGGAAGACCUAAGAGGCAAUCAUGUUCUCCUUCAAGAGGGCGUACCUCCAAUGGUAUGGUUCAUACAAGUGGAAGCUCUAUGCCAGCAGUUAGCCGUGGGCACUCCAAAGUGAAUGACAAUGUCAGCCCCGUAGUAAUUGGCACUAAAAUGGUUGAGAGGGUUAUAAAUAUGCGUAAAUUAGUGCCACCAAGAAUGGAUGACAAAAAUUCUCCCCAUAGUAAUAUCUCAGGCAAGUCAUCUACAUCUCCUGAAAGCUCCGGUUUUGGAAGGACACUGUCGAAGAAAUCCCUGGACAUGGCUAUCAGGCAUAUGGAUAUAAGGCGAACCAUUCCUGGAAACUUGCGGCCCUUAAUGACAAAUAUUCCAGCAUCAUCUAUGUAUAGCGUGCGGUCAGGGUCCCAGCGAAGCCGGACAAUUAGCAUUUCAGGUUCUCCUCAUGCCACAAGCAGCAAUGCUAGUUCUGAAGUGAGUGUAAACAACAACGGACUCUGCUUAGAUAGUAGUGAAGUAGAUGAUGAUAUUGGCAGUGAGAGAGGCGGUCAAUCUCCUGCCAGUGUACGAGGCAGGUAAACAGCUAUCACAUUGGACGUGUCUCGGCUGAAACAAAAUUAGGAACCGGGCUCAUAUCCAGAGUUCCUGGCAUAUUGGAGUUGGAUAUGGAACUAACCAUGCUUGUUCUGUUGUAAAGUUUAUUGGAAGUGAUGAUCAUGUAACCUUAACCUUUUGUAUUUCGAGGAAUCUUUGACAUCAGGUAGCUCCGUUUUAUGCUGCAACGCUAGUGCUCAUUUUUUAAAGCAGGCUGAGGUCUGUGUCCUUUAUGAAAUGAAGGUUGAGCUCGUUAUGGAAAACCA